Catharus ustulatus (Swainson's thrush) is the source of this 503-nucleotide messenger RNA. RefSeq names its product circumsporozoite protein-like. Bases 15 to 503 code for a protein of 162 amino acids. The record is from RefSeq and is a predicted model, not a curated record. Lineage: Eukaryota; Metazoa; Chordata; Aves; Passeriformes; Turdidae. The transcript has 4 exons.
GGGAAAAGGCCGAGAUGGCGGCGCGGGAGGAGGCGCCGGGAGCGGCAGCGGGAGCGGGGCCGGGCCUGGAGCAGGAACCGGCAGCGAUGGCGGAACCGGCGCCGGGAGCGGGGACGGGAGCGGAAGUGGAGUCGGGAGCGGGGCCUGGAACGGUGGCGGAUCCCGGAGCGGGGCCUGGAGCGGUGGCGGAUCCCGGAGCGGGGUCGGGCCCGGAGCGGCCUGAACUGUGCUUUGAGGAGGAGGAGGUGCAGCACGAGGAGGAGCUCCUCAGGAACCCUGAGUGUCCCCAGUUGUCCCCAGCUGCCCGGCAGCGCGGGCCCCGGCCCCGCCUCAACCAGAUCUACGAGAGAGCCCUGAGGGAACUGCCCGGCAGUUACAAACUCUGGUACCAGUACCUGGCUCAGGUCACAGAUGUGACAGUGACAAUGACAAUGUUCCUGUUUCUAGUUACGAGCUGUGGUACCAGUACCUGCCGCAGCGCCGGGCGCAGGUCACAGAGGUGA